CUCUGUAUUGCUACAGUUUUCCUUCCAAGCCGUCAGGUGUCAGUAACGGGCUGAGAAACAUUUUCACAUUAGAGAAGAAGCUGUGUGUCCUUCACAACAGCAAACAUGGCGACUGCUACAAAAAUCAUUCAGAGGCUGCGAAAUUUUCUAACAGGGCGUGACCUGCAAGCCAAAUUGCAGCUGCGAUAUGAGGAGAUUUCAAAGAGGACACAGCCACCACCCAAACUGCCAGUAGGGCCGAGCCACAAGUUCGCCAGUAACUAUUACUACACCAGAGAUGGACGUAGAGAGUCUGUACCAGCCACAGUGGUCAUGUCUUCACAGAAGGCCCUCACUGCUGGGAGCCAGGUCGCUAAAGCCCCAAGCCUUCCAGUGACCCCAGGAGCUGUAUAUAAAGAGCCACCACUGUCCACAGACCAGCCAUACCUCUGAGCAGUGGCACAAACCCUUUCAGCAUCAACAACAUUACUCAAACGUGCUGUGGAUGCCUGACCGUUGUUGGCACCGGUUGGAUCAUGUACCAUGGAAAUUGUUAAUAAAAUGUGCUGUAUUGUUU
Messenger RNA from Monopterus albus (swamp eel), 556 nucleotides. It is a transcript of the gene ndufa7, whose product is annotated as NADH:ubiquinone oxidoreductase subunit A7. The record is from RefSeq and is a predicted model, not a curated record. Bases 106 to 432 code for a protein of 108 amino acids. Gene Ontology annotation, cellular component: respiratory chain complex I; mitochondrial inner membrane. Gene Ontology annotation, biological process: ATP synthesis coupled electron transport; mitochondrial electron transport, NADH to ubiquinone. The transcript is spliced from 4 exons. NCBI's taxonomy places the organism in Eukaryota, Metazoa, Chordata, Actinopteri, Synbranchiformes, Synbranchidae.